This is a messenger RNA of Teleopsis dalmanni, 2881 nucleotides long. RefSeq lists its product as uncharacterized. Lineage: Eukaryota; Metazoa; Arthropoda; Insecta; Diptera; Diopsidae. The transcript is spliced from 3 exons. The record is from RefSeq and is a predicted model, not a curated record. The coding region runs from base 1 to 2745 and encodes 914 amino acids.
AUGUCUGUCCUCAUUGAAUCUAAUAAUGAAAGGGAAGAAGAGUCUAAUGCUACAUCAACUUUGCAAUCCCAAGAUAAUAUUGCACAAAAGUCCAGUGAUUUUAUUUUAGAAAAUACAGUCUCGUUUAAUAUUGAAGCCAAUAUUGAUAAGUCUACUGAUAGUUUUGAUGCACUUACAAUAAUAAGUAAAACUGAUAACACUGAUAAAAAAAAAGAAAUAGACGCUAAUAAGGUACAUAAAGUAUGUGACGAAUUCCUUACAGUGGCGACUGAAACGCAAAGAAAAAAAUCCGUAAACGAAAACAUAAAUGACAGUAAAGAUAUUAUAAAAGCUGCACCAAGACGUGGAAGAAGGAAAUUAGUAGUACAAGAUGAACCAGAACCGAAAGAAAUUUUACAAAAGAAAAUUACAAAAAUAAUAAAACCAAUUUCGAAACUUAAUGAAUUUGUUCAUAACAAUAAAGAAACAGUAAACAAUCAAGAAGAUAUUCCAGAAGAAAAUAAGAAUAAGACUGUAGGGAAAUCUCGAAGAGGAAGAAAACGAGCAAUAAAUUAUGCAGAACCUUAUAUAUCUCCAUCUAAAGAUAUUGAGGUCAGUCCAACUUCUAAAAAUAUUGAAAAACUAUCGGUAAAUAAAUUGAAAGAGGAUGAACUUGAGACUUCUCUAAAAAAUAUCGAAGUUAUGUAUAACGCGACAGCAAGCAAAACUGCGAAAGAAAAGUCAACCAUUUCUGCCACAAAGGGACGGAUUGAUAAAAACGCUGUGGAAGAAGAAAUUAAAGAACCAGAUCAAAUUUCUACAUCUCGACGUGGUACCAAAAGAAAACCAAUGAUAGUAACUAAUAUGGACGAUAUUCCAAGUUCAUCUCAACUUUUCGAAGAAAUUGCAGUUACUAAAAUGUUAAUUAAUGUUGAAAAUGACCAUGAUACGGUUAAUGCAGAAAUAUCUACACAUAGUAAUAAACGUGGAAAAAAGCAGGACAUUCAUAAGAAGAAACAAGAUGAAAUUGUAAUUUUUAAGGAACAGGAUAUUUCUCAAAUGCCGACAACAUCAAAACGAGGUAGGACGAAGAAAAAAGAUAUGGAGGAAAAAAUUAUUGCAGGAGAUGAGAAAAUGAAAACUGUUGAGAGUUUAACUGUUAACAAAAGACACAGCCAUGACAAACAGGAAGCAGAGAUUUCAAAAAGACCAAAAUUAUCUACAGGUGGAGAUAUAGAACUAGAAGAUAAAAUAAAUAUUACUAAUGAUACAACUUCUACUACUAAACGCGGGAGAAGGAAGGUUGUCUAUCAAAAAGAUUCCGGAAAUGUCAGUAUUCAUCAAGAUAAGACUGAUAUUUUCUUAAAUAUUGAAAGCAGCUCAACACAUUUACCAAGCAAACGUAAAAUUAUUGAAAUUGAAGAGCCUAUGGUAGCGACUAAAGAAGUGGAAAAUUCCUUAAAUACCAAUAAUCCCGCAAAACGAUCACAUAGAAAUAAAAAAGUAAUUGACAAAGAUAUGCCUGAAUCAGCACAGUCCGAAGGAGAUGUAUUAUCAAAAGUAGAUGCUAAAAAUGAAUUAAAAGAUAAAUCGGUGAAUUCAAAAGCAACGAAUACGAAUAUGGAAACAGUACUCAAAAAAGUUAACAAUCUUAAGGAGCAUAAUGCCGAAAUUGAAGAAGUUGAUAAACAACAACAAACAAGCUUGAAUGAUAUAGCAACAGCAAUAGCAACCAGUAAGGAUUCUAAUCUUAUUGUAAAGGAACACAUAAAAACUCGUAAUGGCCGAAAAGCCAUUUCUUCACAUAAUGAAGAAAGUAUUGCUAAAACAUCAAAAAAGUCAAAUAAACUAAAUACUUCAGAUAUUGACGAGCAAAGAAAGCGUAACGUACCCAGACGUGCGGCAACAGCUAAGAACUAUGAUGAAAGUUCAGACAUUGAAACAAAUAUAAAAAUAACUGACAGUGAAAAAACAAUAAAAACAGAAAUAGCUACUACUAGCAGAGGUAGAACUCGAAAACCAAUAGCACUUGUUCAAGAAUAUCUGGAAAAAGCACGUUCGAAAACUGACUCCCCUAAAAAAAUAGUACAACUAGAAGAAAAUCCUAUGAUAAAGAAUCAAAAUAAUGAAAGAGAAUUAAAAGCAACGGCAACAGUUGAUACAAUUAGUAACAAGCGGACUCGUAGUGCUAAAGCUGUAACAGACACAAAUGUUAAAGAAUCUGCUAAUGAGAGAGUGGAUCGACAAAAAAUGACAAGUUCGAUUUUACUCACAGGAGAAGUUAUAUCAACACAUACUGAAAAUGAAAGUCCAAUGCGUAAAAGAGGACGAAAACCAACUGCUUCAAAGACAAAUAUGAAAAAAAUGUCUACAGCUCCUACAGAAGCUAUAGUUGUAAAGGAAAUUCAAGAGAAAACAGAAGAAGCUAUUGAUAAACCAGAUCUUAAAAUAACUAAUAGAAAUGAGAAAGAUGACAAACAAAAAAUUAAAAGUUUAACUUUACCCACAGAAGACGUUAUAUCAACUCAUAUUGAAAAUGAGGGUCCCAUACGUAAAAGAGGACGAAAAGUAACUGCUGCGAAAACAAAGAUAGCGGAACCGUCUAUAACUCCAACAAAAUCUGAUGUUGUAGAAAAGAUUCACGAAAAAACGGAACAAGUUAUCAAUAAAAAAAAAUCUACACGAAGUAAAAAAGUCAGUUUUGAACUUGAAACUCAAGAAGCGGUAAAAGUUAAGCGCACAACAACGCGUACAAAAAAGAAAUAAAUUCAUUAAACAAAUUCUUGAAAGUUUUCAUAUUAUUCAUAAAUUGUUAUUUAUAUGUUUUUAAUCUACCAUUGUUUUUUAGACUAUAUAAGUUUAAACUAAAAAGCCCUUUUUUAAAUAAAAAUUCCAUUUUAUG